Messenger RNA from Cyphomyrmex costatus, 1444 nucleotides. RefSeq lists its product as uncharacterized. NCBI's taxonomy places the organism in Eukaryota, Metazoa, Arthropoda, Insecta, Hymenoptera, Formicidae. Bases 1 to 1335 code for a protein of 444 amino acids. The record is from RefSeq and is a predicted model, not a curated record. The transcript has 4 exons.
AUGCACGACAUGGAAAUUUGCGGAUUUCUCUACAUUAAAUCUACGGGGAAAAGAUACGUCGCACAAAGGGUGAGGAAGAGGGCUUUAGCCCUGUCGAAGGUAUGGAAACGCCUAUGGUGCUCGGUGAAAAUGUUGGGAUCCGGUCUCGGCUUACAAGUGCAGUUUGAUCAGAAACUCAGCUGUCACGACAAUGCUUUGAAGCAAAACGAGAAGGACAGCUCAGUAGUGAUACCACCGAGUGCUAUUGUACAUCGUAUUCGAUCCAGAACGAAGCAAUUCGCGUUUAGUAUAUCAUUGGCAGCGGAUAGGAAGCCUCUAUUAUCAUUGUCCGCUAAUUCGGAAACUGAGACACAGCGUUGGAUGGCAAAUAUCAGAUACUUGUUGAAACCCAGAAGGCACUAUUGCAUUGAAAGAUCGUACGAUGUAUCCAUGGUUGAUAACGCACAUUCGAAGGCAGCAGGUUUAAUUGGUUUAUAUGGAGAUCUGGUCGCCAACCAAAUGGGAAUUUUUAUUAGAAAUGUUCACACAGGCGAGAUAACCAAAACUUUCAAAUGGAAGGAAUUCAGUCAAUUCCAUUUAAUGACAGCAGGUCGUCCAGAAGAUGUAAAACGUAUUUGUGUAAUACAUACCAGCAAAGAGUUUUGCUGUGGCAUUGGAGAACUCUAUAUAUUCUGUCUUGACGCUAAUAAAUUGCUGCAAGACUUGGUAACACAGGGUCGUGGUCCAAAACACAGACAAAAAUCUUUACAUUCUGAUGACGAGAAUCUUGAAAUGAAAAAACACAAUGAAAUCAAUAGUCUUUCUUCACAGUUAAAGAGUGAUACAUCUUGUAUACUCGAUACAGAUACUAAUUGUUUAAGAACAUCGAUCAGCACUAAAGUUGUGGAAAAUGCAUACCAUUCAGAACCUAAUCUGAUGUACGGUGAAAAAUUUUAUUCCUGUAACCAGAGAACAUCCAAUACUUCUAUUGCUUCUGGAAUUUAUGAAGAAAUUGUGGAUGAUAUUUGUUCUCCAAAAAUAUCAUUUACUUCCAAUAAAUAUAAGGAUACAGAUAAAAUUUCGUGCAAUUUGCAAAUGGAACCUCCAGCAUUACCACCACGACAGAAGCAUAGACCAGAAUACGUAGAAGAAGAUAGGAUGGAUACAGAACGGUAUUCUCAUCAAGAAAUUUCCGGUUCUUUUAAAUCAAGGCUACAAAAUACAAAAUGUUUGCAAAGAAUUACUCUUACAGAUUAUUCUAGUUACGUUCCGAUGUCACCACAAUUGAGAGACAAUAUGCGUAAGUCUGAUGGUUCGGAAAAUUCAAAAGAAAAUGACUAUGUAAUUAUGCGAUAAUAUUAUAUGACAUAAGUAUGUGGGAGAAUCAAUAUAUACCUCAAUUUUUUAGGAUGAUUUAUUGAUUCACCUAUCAUAAUUGAAAAAAGGAUUAAGAAAAAAUCUAAUA